AGUGACGGUACGCUGCUAGCCACAGGCUCGUACGACGGCUUUGCCAGAAUAUGGACUAAAGACGGUAAGCCAUUUUAAAGAUGCACUACGGGCAUUGCCAAUUGUUUACAUAUAAGUUUUGCUUGAAUAGUUUUAGGCAAACAAUAUAAGCUUUUGCUCAAGGGCGAUGGGAGGAGUGCCCCUUUCUGUCCAAUGAGGAGAUUUCUGGACACUUUCUGUCCAUUUAGGGGACCCCUUUUGGCUCGAGCAACAUCUCAAGAUUUCUAAACACAGAAUCACAGAUGGCCCAUAGUCCUGUUCUCUCACUAAAAAAGCACAAUGAUGUGUUUUUUUGCAGGUAACCUUGCCAGUACUUUGGGCCAGCACAAAGGUCCUAUAUUUGCCCUCAAAUGGAAUAAGAAAGGGAACUUCAUCCUCAGUGCAGGAGUAGAUAAGGUAACAUAAUGGCUUUUGUGAUAAAGACAGACAAUUGGGUUUAAAAUCCCUUUAAAUUAAUUUGAUUUGUCAUGGUGUGCUGUCAUUCUGUCAUUGGUCACUCGUGAUGAAACUGACAAUGUAUCCAUCUCCCGUUCAGACCACCAUCAUUUGGGACGCUCACACAGGAGAGGCUAAACAGCAGUUUCCCUUCCACUCAGCGCCUGCCCUGGACGUGGACUGGCAGAGCAACAACACGUUUGCCUCCUGCAGCACGGACAUGUGCAUCCACGUAUGUAAGCUGGGCCAGGACCGGCCUGUCAAGACCUUCCAGGGACACACGGUAAGACCAGGGACUGACUGUCUGGCAUGGAUGCAUCUCAAUAGUCUCCGCUCCGUCACGUUGACAUUGUGACUGACAUUGAUUCAUCUCAAUAGUCUAAAGUCCUCGUCUUCAAAUGCACUGACCUGAAUAUAAAGGAUAGCUGAAGGCUUUUGCCUAUCCUGUUCAUCACAUCACUGCAGGAAGUACCUUUGUACAGUUGAUGCACUCUUUUUGUGCACUGCUGUAUUAUAAAGGUCACAGUGUUUCCUUGUAUCCCUCCCCAUCACCCUUUCUCAAUAGAAUGAGGUGAACGCAAUCAAGUGGGAUCCCACGGGGAGUCUGCUGGCCUCCUGCUCUGACGACAUGACACUCAAGGUCAGUACACACACACAGCUCAGAACAAGCUUCCUGACAUCUUCCUGAAUAAAAGUGACCUCUAGCUACUGUACUGGCAAAUAUGGAUUUAGUGGAGUAAGAACAGAUUCAAAGAAGUGUUACCGGGGGACAGUUGGCCCUAGUUUAUAGGCCGUAACUAGAACCUCUUCUUCCCAAGUCGGUCCCAUCGUGCUACAUAUAAUUGAUUAGAGUCCUCAUAUCUGUCUCUCUCCUCUCCCCUCUGUCUCUCUCUCCCUGCUCUCUGUCUCUCUCUAUCUCUCCGCAGGAAAAAAAAGAGAGAAGCAAAAAAAAGAAGAGAGAGGUCUCUCCUCUCUCUCUCUCUUCCUCUUUUCUCUCUCCCCCUCCUCUCUUCUCUGUCUCUCCCCCCUCUCUCUCCUCUCUCUGUAUGUCUCUCCUCUCUCUGUCUCUCUCUCCUCUCUCUGCCUCCUCUCUCUCCGUCUCUCUGUCUGUCUCUCCUCUCUCUCUCUCUCUCUGUCUCCUCUCUCUGUCUCUCUCCUCUCUGUCUCUCUCUGUCUCUCUCUCCUCUCUCUCCUCUCCUCUCCCCUCUCUCUGUCUCUCUCCUCUCUCUCCUCCCUCUCUCCCCCUCUCUCUCUCCCCUCUGUCUCUCUCCUCUCCCCUCUGUCUCUCUCCUCUCUCUCCUCUCUGUCUCUCUCCUCUUCCUCUGUCUCUAUCAGAUCUGGAGUAUGAAGCAGGACACGUGUGUCCACGACCUGCAGGCUCACAGUAAGGAGAUCUACACCAUCAAGUGGAGCCCUACGGGGCCCGGGACCAACAACCCCAACGCCAACCUGAUGCUGGCCAGGUAAUAGAAGACUGGGAAACACUCCAACUCACAGCAUUCCUCUGGGAAACACUCCAACUCCCAGUAUGUCUCUGGGGUUUUUCUCAUAAGAAGUUAUGUAUCAUAAAAACCAUUUAGGAUCUGUACAUAACUUAGUAUGGAGUCAUGUGUUCAUCUCUGUGACAUUCUGUUUGCCCCAGCUGAAGAAAUAAAGAUCUCAGGAUAGUCACUGUAAUCAAAUAUAAGUGAAUGGAUCUUAUGUCCUUCCUUCCUCUUCCUAAAUAUCUCCAGGGGCGCUGCACCGUGCUCCCUUCCAAAUGGGUGGUGUCUGGGAGGUUAGGAGCAGAAGAUGAAUUUCCAAGAUGGAUACUAAUGUACUGUUUCUCUUCUCCCCAGCGCGUCGUUUGACUCGACGGUGCGUCUGUGGGACGUGGAGCGAGGCGUGUGUAUCCACACACUUACCCGCCACCAGGAGCCCGUCUACAGUGUGGCCUUCAGCCCCGACGGGCGCCAUCUGGCCAGCGGCUCCUUCGACAAGUGUGUCCACAUCUGGAACACACAGGUACAGGAUCGACUGACACAGACACUCGCUCAUCUCACUCUUACGUCAUUCACAUAUCAAGCCCAACUGUUUCUUGUAGGGCUAGUCUGGUGGUCGAUGAUCUGGAUCUGCGUGCGUGACUCUGACUUUCACGUAUAUAAUGCAUUGAUUUCAAUGGGUGCAUUGUGUGAAAAUUUGAGUUACACAUGUAAAUCUAAAUUUGAGUUAGGCUACAUAUGUCAAUCUAAAUUUGAGUUACACAUGUAAAUCUGGAGCUCAGCCCUUAGUGAGAUGUGUAAUAAUGUAAACGUAAUUGAAAUUGAGUUGCCCCCAAAUCCAUUUUUCCUGGUCAUUGUUUGGCUGAUCACAUCCCUGGCCCUCUGUCUGUCCCUCUGUCCAGACGGGUGUGUUAGUCCACAGCUAUAGGGGAACGGGGGGCAUCUUCGAGGUGUGCUGGAACGCCACGGGGGACAAGGUGGGAGCCAGCGCGUCAGACGGUUCGGUAAGUCUCACUAGCUGCCUCUUCAUGGACACGGCCAGGAAUUAUUUCCCUGGUGUCAGGAGGAGCUAA
Coregonus sp. 'balchen' is the source of this 3028-nucleotide messenger RNA. The record is from the annotation of a GenBank genome assembly. Lineage: Eukaryota; Metazoa; Chordata; Actinopteri; Salmoniformes; Salmonidae.